Meloidogyne enterolobii is the source of this 573-nucleotide messenger RNA. The record is from the annotation of a GenBank genome assembly. Lineage: Eukaryota; Metazoa; Nematoda; Chromadorea; Rhabditida; Meloidogynidae.
GGACUGUCGAGCAUUCUUGUUAUAUUUCCGCAUUUAUUUUGGACCAAACAAUCAACAAACAUUCUUUAAUUUUACAUUUAUAUACAUAUUAUCAGAGUAGUACAAAAAUAUUUUUCAAAAAUGUUUUAAAACUCCAGUUUAGAUCAGUGAUGCAGAAGUUCCGAAAUUUCUGUGGAACCGGUUACUGUUCUGGAACUGCUUUUUUAAUUUUGGCGGUUCCAGUUCCAAAUUUUUUUAGCUAUUUUAAUAGAAAAUUUAUUUUUUUCAUGAAUAAGGGGCAGAUCAAUUAUAUUGAUAAUGUAAUCAACUGUUAAGUUGUAUCAAUAAUAGGGUUGUUGACUCCACCAAAUUCUUCGGUUAACCGAAACCGAACCGAUUUAUAGGGAUUUAGGGCUAGUUCAAGGGAUUUCAGUGAUUUAGAGGGAUAUUAAGGAUUUUGGAUUUGAAGGGAUAGGCGGGAUAUUGUUUUUGUUUUUUCCAACCCCAAUACUAAUGUUUCUAGUUGAAGAUCCGGAGUUCGAUUCGUCUCGACGAGCUGAGUCGAACUCACUACUUUAGGAAAUAAUUCUGGAC